Molecule: messenger RNA, 309 nt
Organism: Dibothriocephalus latus
Lineage: Eukaryota; Metazoa; Platyhelminthes; Cestoda; Diphyllobothriidea; Diphyllobothriidae
Source: the annotation of a GenBank genome assembly
AUGCCACCUGUACCGCCCAAUGAUGAGUCUUAUUUUGUCAUUCUUUGUUCUUCCCCCCAGGGCCAAGCCAGUAUAAGCGCCUAUAUUACUUACUAUCGGCCGGAUGACGCUAUGCGAGCAGUGCUGACCCUGGAUCAGUCCAUACUGCAUGGCCGGCAACUGCGCGUCUCCCUAGGUACUACCAAGUACUGCAGUCAGUUCCUCAAGGGUCAAAAAUGCAGUAAGCACGUAAGUGUCACACCCCUCCCCUCCGCCCCCAAAACGUUUGAGGCCUUUGCGUGUCUCGUGUCGUGGACUGUUGCCCGGUGA